AUGGAAUCGCCAGACAAUAGUACAUAUCUGGAAUCCCCUAUGGAGGGUGACGAUGUGGCAUAUCCGUGUAAAGGAUGUGGUGAUAUCCUCGAGGAGGGAAAAGCCUUCGAACUUGCUGGCAAUCGAUGGCAUUUAAAUUGCUUCCGAUGCAAUACUUGCGGAACUCUCCUGGAUUCCGAUGCGAAUUUGUUACUCCUGGGUGACGGAUCUCUUAUCUGCAAUAAUUGCACUUACAGCUGCAGUGCUUGCAAUAACAAAAUUGAAGACCUCGCCAUCCUCACCGGUGACCAAGCAUUUUGUGCAACAUGCUUUCGAUGCAGGAACUGCAAACGUAAGAUCGAAAACCUUCGUUAUGCUCGCACAUCUCAAGGAAUCUUUUGUAUGAGCUGUCAUGAAUCACUAAUGGCCAGGCGGCGUAAAAAGUCGAGGGCCGCUGCAAAUGCGAAGAAAAAAGACGAUCAAUCUCCUAUGCUUGUCGAUAAAUCACUACCCGCCCUACCACCGAACGCCGUUCCACAAAGCGCCUUCUCCCCUGAACGUGAGAUCCCGGAUCCUCACAAUGCAGAUAACCCUACAGAAUUAUCACCAAGGCCGCGGCCAACAUAUUCUCGUACAGAUUCCUCAUCUAGGAGUAGUUCUCGAAAACCUCGCGAUGAUACUUCCUCUCAUCGAGCCUCCACCGAUACUACAGGCCGAGAUGGAUUGACGCUUCCAACGACGACGUAUCGAAACAAUAGAUAUUCAGGGAUAUCGCAAAUGUCUGAGAUUGGAAAUGGGGAUGGGGAGAGCUUUUUCAUCCCUCUCGCCCUGGAUCCAAGCCCUGCGCCAACCUUGACACCAAGAUCUACUUCGACAUCAUGGGACACAAAGAAGGCGAAAGAGAACCAAGCACCAGAUCGAGAUUACUUUGGCGCGAAAGACAAUAUGCGAAGUCAAACUGAACCACAGUCACAGAGACGAUCAAGGGAUUUGAGGGACGCGAGCUCAACGUCAACACCGCACAUCGCAUUCCAAGAUAAAAAUCAACCAUCCGAUGAACAGUUGGCACAGAUCAAGGACAGCAUACGCAGAGCAGCAAACGGCACAGGCACACCUGCCAAAGAAUCAUCUGCAUCUACGAGUGAUGAUACUUUAUUACAACAUGCAAGCUCGCCAACCGCUGACGCCCCUGAUGGAAAGACACAAGGAUCUAGUGAAAAGUUUAGACCAGAUCACGUCCAGAUCCUCACUGGAAUCACGACCAAAGGACAUGGAAAAUUCUACUAUUUCAAGAGUCAAUUCUGGAAGUUCCAAAGUCUCCAUACCCGUAAGGAGAUAGCCUCAGGACCAGUGAAAAGUCACGUUAGCACAAUGAGCUUAUCUUCCGGGACAGAAACCUCCCCAUCCACGGAAUCCUCUUCAGAAGGAACAGCUCAUACUCCGACAGUGAAUGGCAAAUCAAUCUCUGGUCCCUUGUUACAAUCGCCUAUAGAUGAUAUGGUACCUCCAAAUCGCUCGUCUACUCGCCCUCCUAUACCAAAACAACAACUCAGUGAUACGUACAUGACCCCAAGAGCACCCCCAGCGCCGCCAUCUGCAGGCUCGAAUGGUACCGCUUCAUCGCCCAAUCUACCAAGGUGGAGUGCUGGCGGUGAUCUUACCAUGGAUGAAGAUAUGGCUAGGAUAUUUGGCAACGAUGAAGGCUCACAAUCUAUAAUUCGCAGAGUUUCCAACGCUGUACGUCACGUUCGAAAUACCAGUAGUGAAGCAAGCACUUCUGCCCGUGGCCAUGGUCGUAGCGUCAGCGAAACAACCGCACGUACUCCUAACUCACCACGAUGGCCAAAAACACCAAUUAUAGAAGACACUAGCGGACCUAGAGAUAUCAGUAGUCCGAUUUCUAUAAGCUCGCCAAAUCCUGGAGAUGAUCCGGCUUUGCUGAGAAGGCAACUUCGCAACUCCGAACAAAGAGUUGCAGAACUUGAGAGACAGUUCGUAAACGAGAAAGAUCUGAAAACACUGAACAAAAAACUCAUCGAAAAGCGAAAGACUGUCUCGGUUCUAGAUUCUCAAACGGAACUCAUGAUCCGCCAAUUAGAAGUUCUAGCUGGCUAUGUGGAACGUGCCAAAGGUUCGAAACAACCACUUGACAUUGCUGAGCUGGAAGAUUCUGCCAUCAAAGAAUUUGUUCAGAAGCUUGAUCGCCUUAAGCAGUCGAUGUCUGGCGCAAUUGAACAACUCUUUGAGGAGCGAGAUGAAUUAUUGGAAGAAAAGAACCAAGCUAUUGCCGAUCGUGAUAGAGCCUUAGUUGAGUUUGAGCAAUUAUCAUCUAAAAAUGCACAACUUGCAGACAUGAAUAAUGAUCUUACCCACCAAAUCCAGGAACGCUUCAAAUCGGCCAAUACCAAUAUGGAAAGUCCAAGGCCAUCAACAAACGGUCUGGGAAUCUACACUCACCAUAAUAAGGAUAAGUCUAACGUUUCCGUUCAUCUAGAUAAUGCAAUCCUCCGCCCAUCGGAAAGCAGUAGUAUUACCUACAACAAUUCGAUCAAUAGCUAUCCACACCCAAUGGAACAGGACCCCAGCAUGGAGCCAGCGACGUUGUUAUCAGCUCCCCAUGUCGUCAAUAUCCGCAAGGGACAAGCAAAGAAGUUUAACUGGAAGAAGGGUGGCCAAACUGUUGCCAAAGGAGUCACUAAGGGUUUCAAGGGUGCUUUCUCCAGCGGACAAGAACGGCCAUUAAACCAAUGGCCAGGUCAGACUGGUGAUAACAUCGGCAUGCCUUACAACAUGACUAUGGAGCACGUGCAAUCUCCGGCGCCAAAUGCCUCUGGGGCAAACUUACCCAGGUCUACAUCAAACGAUCCCUCUCGCCAAGGGUUUGGUUUAUUCAAGAAAUCACAGUCAAUGCCAAAGUCUAUGUCCAGUGGUAACAUUCUCGCCGCUGAGAGUCCGUCAACCCUGUUCGGUUCUGAUCUUGUUGAAAGAGCUGAUUAUGAGCGUCGGCAAAUUCCAAGUGUGGUUACUCGCUGCAUUGAAGAAGUUGAAUUGCGUGGAAUGGACAUUGAGGGCAUCUAUCGGAAGACUGGAGGUACUGGGCAAGUCAACAUUAUCAAAGAAGGAUUUGAUAAGACUGAAGACUAUGACAUCUCGGAUCCCGACCUCGAUAUUACUGCGGUUACAAGUGUUUUGAAACAAUAUUUCCGAAAGCUUCCUGUACCACUUUUGACCUUCGAUGUUUAUGAUCGAGUGUUAGAAUCAAUCUCUAUCGAAGACAAUGCAGAACGCUGCACACAUCUACGGAACACAGUCAACAUGCUACCUCCCAAGCAUCGUGAUUGUCUUGAGUUUUUGAUUUUCCAUCUUGUGCGUGUGGCAAAACGAGAAAGCGAGAAUUUGAUGACACCUAAGAAUCUGGCAGUGGUUUUUGCACCGACCAUCAUGCGUGAUCACAGCAUAGACCGUGAGAUGACGGAUAUGCACGCCAAGAACCAAGCUGUUCAGUUCGUCAUUGAGAACAGUUACGACAUAUUUGCCGGCGCUUAG
Molecule: messenger RNA, 3525 nt
Organism: Botrytis fragariae
Lineage: Eukaryota; Fungi; Ascomycota; Leotiomycetes; Helotiales; Sclerotiniaceae
Product: putative rho-type gtpase-activating protein
Exons: 6
Coding region: 1-3525 (1174 amino acids)
Biological process (GO): regulation of GTPase activity; signal transduction
Cellular component (GO): cytoplasm
Source: RefSeq, a predicted model, not a curated record